Molecule: messenger RNA, 1401 nt
Organism: Bathycoccus prasinos
Lineage: Eukaryota; Viridiplantae; Chlorophyta; Mamiellophyceae; Mamiellales; Bathycoccaceae
Exons: 2
Coding region: 1-1401 (466 amino acids)
Biological process (GO): purine nucleotide biosynthetic process; 5-phosphoribose 1-diphosphate biosynthetic process
Cellular component (GO): ribose phosphate diphosphokinase complex; cytoplasm
Molecular function (GO): ribose phosphate diphosphokinase activity; magnesium ion binding
Source: RefSeq, a predicted model, not a curated record
AUGCUCCGCAACGGAGGAGGCGCAAUUGGUGGUGGUAAAGGUGCGUCCUCGGUGGUGGUGGUCGUCGCGUUCAUGCUGUUUUUAAAACUCGCUUAUACUACUCACUCAAGCGGUGGUGAAAUUCAAAACGAAGUAACGCAGAAAAGAGAGAAAAUUUUUGAAUUUUUUGCGCAAGAAAUAUCUCUCGUUCGUCGUGUCGUUGUCGUUGUUGUGGGUUGUUGUUGUUGUUGUUGUUGCGAGUGCGCGGUGCUCCUUUCUCUCGUCGGUUGUAGCGGAAGAGGAGAGGACUUGGACCGGAGAGCAGUGCGACACACGACGCGCGAAAGCACACGCGUAUAUAUAAAAAAAAGAGCUCGCUUCAUUUUUAGUCGUGUUGGGGAAAGAAAUCAUCAAAAGAUGACGCAUCAACAGCAACAACGAAUGUCCAGCCAAGCCGAGCGAGGAACGAUGAAGAAAAUCGUUUUUUACUGCCCAGAGAUGGAAAAGAUGGCGAGAGAAGUUCGAGCGAACGAUCCAGAUGCCGUGGAACUGGGCACGAUCAAAUGGCGAAGAUUUCCAGACGGGUACCCGAACAUAUUUAUCGAUAACGCGGACGAUAUCCGAGGCAGACACGUUGCUUUUUUAGCCUCUUUCCACGACGCGGCGACCAUAUUCGAACAGAUUUCGGUCGUGUAUUCGCUGCCGAAAAUGUUCGUGGCGAGUUUUACGCUGAUUUUACCGUUUUUCCCGACAGGGACGUUCGAGCGCGUGGAUAAAGAAGGGGAGGUGCCGACUGCGGUGACGUUGGCGCGGAUGUUGUCCAACAUUCCGAGUUCGAGAGGUGGACCAACCUCGACGAUUAUAUUCGACAUUCACGCGUUGCAAGAACGCUUUUACUUUGGCGACGGCGUGUCGCCGUUAUUCGAGUCCGGGAUCCCUUUGUUGCUCGAACAACUCGCAGAAUUGAAAAGAGGAGACGCCGGAAAGGAAGAAAUCGCCAUAGCGUACCCAGACGAGGGCGCCUGUAAACGUUUCCACGGCUUCUUCGAGGACGAGUUCACCGAAGUCGUCUGCACCAAAGUCCGCGAAGGCGACAAACGCAUCGUCACGCUCAAAGAAGGCAACCCACUCAACAAACACGUCGUCAUCGUCGACGACCUCGUCCAAUCCGGUGGUACCUUAAUCGAAUGCAUGCGAUUACUCAAAGCAAAAGGCGCGACCAAAGUCUCCGCGUACGUCACCCACGGCGUCUUCCCGAACUCCAGCUGGAAAAAAUUCACCGAACCUUCAGACGCGAGCGAACGCUUCGAACACUUCUUCAUCACCGACUCGUGUCCGUUGACCGUGGACGCCGUCAACGGCCAAUCGCCGUUCCGAGUGAUGAGUUUAGCUGGAAGUAUCGCCAGAGCUUUGAGAAUUUAA